CUUAGAAUCAGCUUCAUUAAAAUCCCUCUCUUUUUAUUCUUCUCAAUUUCUGUCAAAUCUCCACUAUUUUACCACCUUUUUCCCAAUUCUAUCUCAUUUUAUGCAUGAAGAAUGCGAUUUUGGGCUCAAAACUUCAUUGGUUUUCGCAUGAAUAAGUCCCCCUUAUACUAACGAAGAAAGACCUUUCUAACUUGGUAGACGGUGUGAUGUGGUAACCCAAUCAAUUUUCAAUACAACAAAUCCAGUUUCUAUUACUUACCCAUUUCAAACUCUUCAAAGAUCACUGGAAUACUGGUUUAAAUUCUGAUACUUGUUAAUUCCUUGAUUGGUGAUCUGGGUUUGAAUUUAAGGCACAUUACUUUGAGAUAAUGGGUCAAAAUUCGAAGAAGAAAAAGCGUCGGAAUAAAGGACGAGCUGCUGCUAAAGAUCAUGCUUUGCUCUCUGCUGAUUAUAGUGAGCUAAUAUCUGAAGAAUUUACUGCUUUGUCUGCAAUUUUUCAAGAAGACUGUGAAAUAGUUUCAGGGACUCAUCCACAGGUCAUCAUUAAUAUCAGGCCUUACUCAAAGGACUCAGGAUAUGAGGAUCUUGAUGUCUCCGCUCAUUUACUUGUGCGGUGCUUACCAGGGUAUCCUUACAAGUGUCCUAAACUGCAGUUAACUUCGGAGAAAGGUCUGUCUGAAAGUGAUGCUGAUAGGCUUAUGUCGCUCCUCCAUGAGCAGGCAAAUUUGAAUGCUCGAGAAGGACGUGUGAUGAUCUUCAAUUUGGUGGAAGCUGCCCAGGAGUUUCUCUCUGCAGUUGUUACAUUGGCCCCCUUGCAUACCCGGGUUUUAUCUUUAGAUGAGGACAGUGCUGGGAAGCUACCUUCUAAAGAUAUGGCUAGAUCUUCUGAAACAGUUGCUUCUUCCAAGGAUGCAUUUGUUUAUGGUUUUAUGGAUCUGUUCAGUGGUUAUGAGGACUCAUGGAAUUGGAACUUUGGAACUAGUGAUGGUGGUGAACUAAGCUCCUCAGUGGUUUCCCGUGCUUUAUCCAAAUCAAAGCAAGUAUAUGAAGGUGUUGAAAAGAACUUCAAACCGAAAGAAAAGACAACGAGGGAGGAUAGCCGACAUGCUGCACUAGCUUCAGUUCCUGCAAAAUUGGAGUCUGUUGAAGAAGGGAGUGAGGAUGAAAAUAGGGGUCUAUUGACAACAGAUUCAAGUAGAUCUCUAUCAGAAGACUUGGAUGGGUCUAAUUCAGAUGCAGAGAGGAACAAUAAGUUGAUGCAUUUCCAGGAUAGUGUGGAUGACUCUGAAGAAUCUUUCUCGUUCUUUGAUGACAUUGAUGAUCAAGAAACCGGGUCUUUAAGGAAUGGUGAAACAUCUCAAAGUACCAAAAGAGAUCUGAUCAUGGCUCAUCUUCUUCGAUUGGCUUGUGGAUCUAAAGGCCCGCUUGCAAAGGCUUUGCCAAACAUAGCAUCUGAGUUGUAUAGUCUCGGAAUUAUAUCAGAGUGGACACGAGAUGUAGCCACUAAUUCAUUUACUCUGUAUAGCAAGACUUUUGAUCAUGUAUUCCGUCAGCAUAUGGUCACUUCAGAAAUAUCCGAGUUUUGGGAACCGGUGUCGGAUUUUGCAGGGCAGGAUUCAUCUCUCCAAAAUUCACGGUAUCUUAAUGACUUUGAAGAGCUACAAUCGCUGGGGCAUGGUGGAUUUGGUCAUGUUGUCUUGUGCAAAAAUAAGCUUGAUGGGAGGCAAUAUGCUCUGAAAAUGAUUCGCCUCAAGGACAAAAGUCCACCUGUUAAUGAUCGCAUAUUGAGGGAAGUGGCAACACUCGCCCGUUUGCAGCACCAACAUGUUGUUCGUUACUAUCAGGCAUGGAUAGAAACAGGAGUUGCAGGAUAUCUGGAAGAGAGCAUGUGGGGUUCGAAAACCAGAAGAAGCUCCAGCUUCAGUUGUAAGGCUGGCAGUUUGUCUGACACUUUUGGACAGGAAAAUUUGUUUGAAUCACCUUAUCUUUACAUCCAAAUGGAAUAUUGUCCUAGGACUCUCCGUCACCUAUUUGAUUCAUACCAUCAUUUUGACAAGGACUUAGCCUGGCAUUUGUUUCGUCAGAUUGUCGAAGGUUUGGCACAUAUUCAUGGACAAGGAAUCAUCCACCGUGACUUGACACCAAAUAAUAUAUUCUUUGAUGCCCGCAAUGACAUUAAAAUUGGUGAUUUUGGCCUUGCGAAGUUCUUGAAACUUGAACAGCUGGACCAGGAUACAACUUUUCCUUCAGAUGCACCAGUUGUUUCACUUGAUGGUACUGGUCAAGUAGGUACAUAUUUCUAUACUGCACCUGAAAUUGAGCAAGGUUGGCCGAAGAUUGAUGAAAAGGCAGAUAUGUACAGUUUGGGAGUUGUAUUCUUUGAAUUAUGGCGUCCUUUUGGAACGGCAAUGGAAAGGCACAUUGUCCUUUCAGAUCUGAAGCAGAAAGGAGAGCUUCCUACCACUUGGGUAGCUGAAUUUCCAGAGCAAGCUUCCUUGUUACGACGACUUCUUUCUUCUAUCCCAGCUGAUCGUCCAUCUGCUAUCGAAUUACUCCAAGAUGCAUUUCCGCCACGCAUGGAGUAUGAGCUAUUAGAUAACUUUCUACGCACAAUGCAAAGUUCUGAGGAUACAAGUGUUUACGAUAAAGUUGUGAGUGCCUUAUUUAAUGAAGAAAUGUUAGCUUCCAGAAGCAGUCACCAUCAGUCUGAAAGGUUGAAGUUAGUUGGAGACGUGGCUUCCGUUGCCCAGUAUUCAGAUGUAGAAACAGAACUCCGUGAUUAUGUAGUGGAUGCAAGUAGAGAAGUGUUUAAGCGGCAUUGUGCAAAGCAUCUGGAGCUUAUUCCAUUACGUUUGAUGGAUGACAUUGCUGUUUCUGGCAGGAGUACUGUGAAGCUUUUAUCUCAAGGUGGAGACAUGAUUGAGCUUUCUCAUGAGCUGCGCUUGCCCUUCGUUAAAUGGGCCACUGCAAACCAGAAAUCAUCUUUCAAAAGAUAUGAGAUAUCAUCUGUUUACAGGAGAGCAGUUGGUCACUCACCCCCAAAUUGCUUUCUUCAGGGUGAUUUUGAUAUAAUUGGAGGUGCUUCACCUCUGACAGAAGCUGAAAUUAUUAAGGCGACGAUUGAUAUCCUAAUGCAGUUUUUCAACCCAGACUCAUUAUAUAUUCAUCUGAGUCAUGGUAAUCUAUUGGAUGCUAUGUGGUCUUGGGCAGGAAUCAAGGCUGAGCACCGGCAGAAAGUAGCUGAGAUUUUAUCUAUGCUGAGCUGUCUGCGUCCUCAAUCCUCUGAACGUAAAUCAAAAUGGGUAGUAAUCAGGCGCCAACUUCUUCAGGAACUUCGCCUGGAUGAAGCAGUUGUUAAUAGAUUGCAGACUGUAGGUCAAAGGUUCUGUGGAGAUGCAGACCAGACUCUGCCCAGAUUGAGAGGAGCUCUUCCAGCAGAUAAACAUACAAGCAAGGCACUUGAUGAACUGUCUGAACUCUUCAGCUAUCUCAGAGUUUGGAAAAUUGAAAAGCAUAUUUACAUAGAUUCCCUUAUGCCACCGACUGAAUACUAUCACAGAGAUUUGUUUUUUCAGAUAUACUUGAGAAAAGAAUCCCCUGGAUCACCAGUUGAUGGCACAUUGCUGGCUGUAGGAGGCCGUUAUGACUAUUUGCUGCGUCAGAUUUGGGAGCUUGAACAUAUAUCAUCUCCACCCGGGGCUGUUGGCACCAGUCUUGCACUGGAAACAAUUAUUCAACACUCUUGUGUGCAUAUCAGGCCCAUUAGAAUUGAAGGUAGUGCAAGUGUUCUGGUUUGCUCAAAGGGUGGUGGGGGUUUACUUGAAGAGCGCAUGGAAAUUGUGGUAGAACUGUGGGACGCCAAUAUCAAGGCUGAGUUUGUACCAUCAUCUGAUCCAAGCCUGACAGAGCAGUAUGAAUAUGCAAAUGAGCAUGAUAUUAAGUGCCUUGUCAUAAUUACUGAUUCUGGGGUUUCUCAAAAGGAUUCUGUAAAGGUCCGUCAUCUCGAAUUUAAGAGGGAGAAAGAAGUUGAAAGAGAACACCUUGUCAAGUUUCUUCUGGAGGCAAUGUCAUCUCAGUUUAGGAGUCACACUCUUUGGAACUGAGGAUGCUGAUCACUGUCCAUUAGUUGCUCAGAAUGAGCUAAAGGUUGUGCAAGCCUCAGCCUCGGUGUGCUUUUGAUGAUUUUGCUCCAAGUAGCAACUUUUGGCUUAAUUGUGAUAGCAAUAUUUAGCUUAAUACCAUGUAGCGAAUCUGCUGCAAAUUUUGACAAUGAGUUGGAUACAUGAGUAGAGGUCAAUAUUUUGUCAUUCAUAUAUACUUGUAAAUAUGCGUUCACCGAGUAAAUGUAUAUAGUUACAACUUCCAAGUAUACAGGAGUACCUGUCAAAUAUUAUUUUCAUUCAUUUAUACUUGUAAAUAAGCGUUCAUCGAGCAAAUGUAUGUACUCUUUUUUGGAGAGAAAGGAUAGCAUUACAUUA
Molecule: messenger RNA, 4478 nt
Organism: Beta vulgaris subsp. vulgaris (sugar beet)
Lineage: Eukaryota; Viridiplantae; Streptophyta; Magnoliopsida; Caryophyllales; Amaranthaceae
Product: eIF-2-alpha kinase GCN2
Exons: 30
Coding region: 369-4103 (1244 amino acids)
Biological process (GO): protein phosphorylation; mitochondrial translation
Cellular component (GO): mitochondrion
Molecular function (GO): protein kinase activity; ATP binding; protein binding
Source: RefSeq, a predicted model, not a curated record